Trypanosoma grayi is the source of this 432-nucleotide messenger RNA. RefSeq lists its product as hypothetical. The transcript has a single exon. NCBI's taxonomy places the organism in Eukaryota, Euglenozoa, Kinetoplastea, Trypanosomatida, Trypanosomatidae. Bases 1 to 432 code for a protein of 143 amino acids. The record is from RefSeq and is a predicted model, not a curated record.
AUGUGUGAAUCCUCUGUGGCGGUUCUUCUUGACUUUGACUGGAAGGCGUCGUAUGUUCUCGCUACAGACCGCCUCUCGACUGCUCCCAUCCGUAAUCUGACGGUAAACACUGUUGCCAUACAAACAGCCGCAGAGGACGAAAAAGAGGGCCGUGGUGGAUGGGGCAUACCGCUGUUGCAACUUCUUGUAGAUGUUGCCCGGGUGGCUCCUGUCGGUAAGGCCGCCGGGCUUUGUCCACAGGUCCCCACACUCGCGUCUGCGAAUGUGCAGCUCCUUGCCACCGACAGCACCAAACUGCCGUCAGUUGAUGUGGAGCGCCCAUCCACAUAUACGCUUCUUCCCAAUGAUCGUUUGUUAUUGGAACUGAAUGGUGAUGACCUCGAUGCGCUGAUAGCCUCUCUGCAUACGGCUGUUGAUAGGAUGCCAAGUUAA